AUGGCUUCCGGUGACGAAGAAAUGUUUGUUGAUGAUGAGGCAAUGAGGAAUGCUGAAGACUUCAAACUUCCCCCGAAAAUUGCUCCUUCUUCGGCAGUCACUGUGAAAACGGCAUCUGAGUUCGAAGUCGAGUUGAAUGGUUACAUGAUGGACAUUAGAGGGCUACCAAGAGAAAUAUAUCACUACAGGAUCUCUUUUACGAAGCACACGGAUCGUAAGACCCGCGAUCUCACACGAGGACAAAAACAGGAUUUUAUUGUACAGUCGCGACGUCGCGUUUGCAUGUCCUUGUUCAACACUUUGGUGAAGAAACAUGCACAUUUAUUCCCUAAAUCGUCCAAGUAUUCGUUCAUUUAUGACUGUGGCAACAGCUUAUUCAUGAAGAAACCACUGCCUGAUGAACGCGGCGACGCUGCCUUAAAGAUUGAUCUUCUUCCUACUGACAUCAGUUCCGCGAACACCAAGAAGCAGUUAGGACCUGCAUGUGUUAAGGUAGAGGUUGAGAUUCAGUUCACCCAUGUAUUCACACCAACUCUAAAUGGUGAGGUUGAACAAAUCAGGGAAACCCAGCAAUUCCUCGAAAUUUUAACAUCUGCUGGAAUGGUGAAGAAUGAAGAUCAUUUAUUGUUCGGAAACAAGGCGUACGAGCGCUCAUCAAAAAAUGAUGCGCCAUUACCACAAGGGAAAGUAGUGAAGUGUGGAUUUGAAAAGAACUGUCGCGUGGUGGAGUCAGCUGGCGAAGUUUUAGCAAUGUUGCAGAUAGGAGACGUUGCAGUCCGCACGACUCACACGGAGGUGCCACGAGUUGUUUACAUUAAUGGGUUGUCAAAGGAUAGUGCCCUAAGUGCUAAAUUCGAGCAUGAGGGUGAGGAAAUCACAGUUUAUGAGUACUUCCGUAAACGAUACAAACGGGAACUUAGAUACCCGAACCUUCCGCUGUGUAUCGAACGAAAGCCCCAAGGUUUUGUUUAUCACCCCAUGGAAGUGUUGGAAAUUGAGCGCGGGCAACGAGUUACCACGGAAAAACAGACACCUCAAAUGUCGGAAUCAAUGAUAAGAGAAUGUCAGCUCCCCCCUGUGCAAAUGAGGAAGCACGUCGAAGAGCAAAUAAGUGCCGCUGGGCUCAACAACGACAAUCCAUACUUUGUGGAAUGGGGCGUCAAAAUCUCUACUCGACCGAUGCGUGCCGUUGCUAGACGUUUCCACCCACCUGCCAUCACCUAUGGGGGUUCGAUGAAGGUGCAACCAAAUCACUUAGGCGACAUGCAGUGGAAAUUGGGAGCGAGAGAGCAGUUUGCGGAGCCAGCCAAGCUGUAUGGGAAGUGGACAUUUAUCAUUUUCGAUGGAUGUGUUCGUAAGAGCGAUGCGGAGUCUUUCAUCGAUGCGUUGUCGAGGUACUCUUCCCAGCAUGGUGUGCAGAUAUCAGCACGAGACGCUGAGGUUCGCGAAACAAGCAGUGAAAUUGAGCAGAAUAUCGACUCACUGAUGAGGCAUCUUAGUAACAGUAGCAAAUUUGUAAUGUUCACCACAAAGGCGAAAUUGGAUCCAGUUCAUGGUUUGAUGAAGCGCCUUGAAGCUCAGUACGGUCUACUAACCCAGCAUCUCAGUGUCCAAACUCUGAACAAAGCUAUUGGACAGAAGGGUGCUUUCAUGGUGCUCGGAAAUCUAUGCUUGAAAUUGAAUCUGAAACUUGGAGGUAUCAAUCACAUCCUAAAAACAUGUGAUCAGUUUUCAUCUUCGAAUCCCAACAUUAGAAAUGUUGAUGCAUCUCUAUUUCCGAAGACUCGUAUGUUCGUUGGUUUUGAUAUCAGCCACGCUGGCCCACAGUCCUUUGCUGAUCGGCAGAUGAAGGUGGCUCAGAGCGAGCCAACCGUCGUCGGUGAACCUCGUCUCAACUCGAUUUCGGACAUUGCAACGCAUUUCACUGUGGCACUUCAAAAUUUCCUGAAGGAGACAAACAGCCUACCUCUCGAUAUUGUUGUAUUCCGUGGUGGAGUUUCAGAGGGAGAGUUUAAAAAGGCUGCUGCAGAAAUGAUCGAGCUGCAAAAAGCCUUCGUAGAAGUUAAUCACCUGUAUCGCCACGGGAUGUAUUCUCCUUCGCUCACAUGUUUGGUCGUUCAGACGAAUUCAAAUUAUCGUAUUAUACCCACCAAAAUCGACCCACAUGCGCGGCCUAUGGAUCAAAACGUCCCUAGCGGCACUGUAGUGGAUGAUGCCUUGCAUCCUGCAUACAAUGAAUUCCUCAUUGUUCCUCAAAAGGCUCUCCAAGGCACCGCUCGAACUCUACGCUGCACUUUGGUAACAUACAGUAAAGGCACGUCUGGAUGCUUGCCAACAAUGGAAGAAUUGAAGCAGAUUACCAAUAUGCUGUGCCAUGGACAUCAAGUUGUUUGUGGAACUACAACCCUGCCAUCUGUCUGCACGUCGGCUACCAAUUUGUCGAAGCGAGGAAGGAAUAACUGGAAAGCAGAAAACUUUCGGGAUAUGGAGGACGGUUCGGUGGUGUCCGGUGGCAGUGGUGAUCGCGGAAGGCUCGUACACGAUGGCACACCUGACUUUUUCAAGAAUCUCAGUGCACGCCUUCAUUGCGAAAUAGACUCGCACUAUUGGGCCUAG
This is a messenger RNA of Haemonchus placei, 2616 nucleotides long. Lineage: Eukaryota; Metazoa; Nematoda; Chromadorea; Rhabditida; Trichostrongylidae. The record is from the annotation of a GenBank genome assembly.